This is a messenger RNA of Drosophila melanogaster (fruit fly), 1303 nucleotides long. RefSeq names its product babos (gene babos). The coding region runs from base 361 to 951 and encodes 196 amino acids. The transcript is spliced from 3 exons. Lineage: Eukaryota; Metazoa; Arthropoda; Insecta; Diptera; Drosophilidae. The record is from RefSeq and is marked reviewed.
CCCAUUUCUCGUUUGGCUGUUGCCUCGAAUGGACGGUUAACGGAAGUUUGCUAUAAAGUUGAAAAAUAUAGAGAAAACCAAAAUAUAUCAGAACCCAAAGCAAUUCGUCUUGUGUGUGCAAGUUGAUGGAUAAAAGAAUUCAAAAGUGCUGACAGUGCUACCCGGAAAUUGGAACACCAAAACGUCAACAUAAUUACGCGGCAAUAAUUUUCGAAAAUCCAAAAAGAUCACCAGCAAUCAAUUGGUCCCGUGUGACACAGAUUGCGGCGGGUCGAGCAAAAGCGAAAAGUGCUGCCUAUUGGAUACCUAUUUAGACACCGAUCGUCGGGAAGUGCACUUCGCAUACAGGAAAACAGCAUUAUGAUGUCCAGAACAGAUCUUCUAAUCGCCGGACUCCUACUGAUCGUGGGCAGUGCCGCGGUGAUCUCCUACCCACAAUCCUCGAUGGACGAUGACCAAAUGCAGGCCGAUGAUGACUUCGACUACGGAGGCGAAGACCAGAGUGCGCCCAGUCCGCAGACGAAGUCCCCCAAUCCUGUAGCCAGCGAAAAGAUCAACAAGACCCUCAGUGUGACGGGAAUCCGUGGCGAGGAUGUGGUUCUCAAGUGCGAUGUGGGAAGCAAUUUGCACAGCUCAGACGUGGUGGUCUUGUGGUACUUCGGCGAUAAUGUCAUUUCCAAUGGCAAGAACCUGGUGCAGCCCAACUUCAAACUGGACGCCAACUACGACCUGACCAUCCUGAAGGCGAGUCCCCAGGUGGCUGGCAGCUAUCUCUGCAAGGUUCUGCCCUCCGGAUCCGUGGUCAACACGAAGGUGACCAUCGCCGAGCAUUCCCUGGACGCCAUUGCCCCGGAGAGCUCCACAUCCGCGGCGGGAUCUGCGAGCAGUUUUCUGGGAUGCACUGUCCUGGCAUCGACCGUGUUGCUCCUCCUGGGGAUGGGCGCACAUUAGAUUAGUUUAGUAUAACGCUGGUGGAGCACUGCCACCUCUUCUACACUCUCCACUCUUCUCACAGGAAAUGAGCAUUUGAAGUCUUUGUUGAUUGUAAAUUUUUGUAUUUGUAAAGACACAAAAUCAACUUUAUUUAUUAAAUAAAAAAGGAACCAAAGUAAACUUAGCCACAACGAUCGAUCACUGACCCCCGGAAAAAGCACAGAUUGAAUCCGUUUAGUUUAUUUUAUUUGCUUACUUAACAUGGACUCAACGAAAAUUACAAUAUUCAUGUAAGACACUGGCUUUAAGUAUAUUCUUUUAAUAUAUAUGAUUCUGUGUAUAUAUGUGUAUAUGCUUCAAGGUCGGCUUU